Messenger RNA from Paramecium octaurelia, 1455 nucleotides. The record is from the annotation of a GenBank genome assembly. NCBI's taxonomy places the organism in Eukaryota, Ciliophora, Oligohymenophorea, Peniculida, Parameciidae.
AUGUCAGUGUCUUAAUUGUUAAUUAAAUUAUACCACCUAGUUGCAGAUCACAGUGAUAUCGCAUCCUUUCAGAACUUUGUCAAAUCGUAAAAUUUAAUUCAACAGCUUACCAUAAUCAUCGAACAUAUUUAAAAUAACAAAAUUAAAAAGGAUUACAAGGAAUUAGAAAAAUAAUUGUAGAAAUAUGAAUCCGAAGUCAGAGUGCAUAUAAGAGUAAAAUUUACUUAAAUAUCAUAUCAGGAAUCUUACCUCAUGAAUUAAAAGUACGAUGAAAUGAAAAAUUAAAUCAAAUAGUUAGAGUAAGACAGAGAUGAAUUAUUGCAGAAUACAAAAAAAACUCUGAAUGUACUAUUCAUUCGAUAUCUAGUUCUUAGAAACUAAAAAAAGAGAAUGAGGAACUAUAUUAAAAAGUAAAACUCUUGAAGGAAGAACUAAAUUUUUACAAACAAUUUGAAAUAUGUACUCAACAGUCAACCAAAAUUAGCAACACAAAAACUAUAGAAAAACAACACAAACUCAAGGACAAACGAUUUCAUACUAAUAUUACUCCUUAGAAAACUGUCAAUUCAUCUUUUGAUUAUUUAGUUAAUAAACGAUUAAGUUAGUAGAUCGUCCAAAGAAAGAAAAGUGUUUAAAAAUACAUGUCUAGCAAAAGAAAAUCUUGUGCAACUGAUUUAUCUAAAAGUAUGUGAUUAAUAUUAUCAAUGUUUUCUAAUUAGAGAUGCCAAAUAAUGGAUUGACAUCAUUUUGCAAAUUCUAUCUCUUUGUCUAGGUUGAUCCACAAAUUCUUUCGUUAGAUGAUCAUAAAUCUUAUCACAAAAGUCAAUCAUAUCCUUCUCAAACUAUAUUACCCACUUUUCAAAUUCCCCUUUACUAUUUUACAAGUANAUAGGAACUACUUUAAUAGAAAGAGCAGAAUCACUAAUUGAGAAGUGACAAUCAGAAUUUAGAUAAAUAAUUGAAUGAAUUGAAACAAUUCUAUUCGUACCACUUCAGAGAUUUAGAAUGCAAGACCAAUAUGUUAGAGGGGGAAUGCAAUAGAUUAAAUACUAUUAUUGCUUAAAAGGAUCAAGAAUUAUGUACUGUUGAAAUGAUGAUGAAUAACAAUUCUAAUUGUUAAGAGAGAGAGGAAGAGAAGAUUCAAGAAGUCAUUCAAAUCAAAGAAUAGGAAAUCAACUUACUGAAAUAGUAAAAUGAGAGUUUGAUCAAUGAUUUAUCGAGACAAGCCGACAAUUAUAGACAUCUAGCUCUCUAACAUAAACAAUAUUAGAAAUUUGCAGAGGAAGUCAAAAUUAACAAUAUUACUAUAAAUGAAUUACAAAGCAAGUGUGAAUUAUAAGAUAAGGAAAUAGAAAGACUAAGAAUGAAGGUUCUAGAAAAGUCAUAACAACUUGAAAAAGUGUAGAAAGACAACCUUGAUUAUUAAGCCAAACUCAAAUCCAGAUUGAAAUGAUC